CGCGGCAGCUCCCGCUGGGCGUCGAGAUGGGGCUGGAGCUGUACCUGGACCUGCUCUCGCAGCCCUGCCGCUCCAUCUACAUCUUCGCCCGGAGCAACAACAUCCCCUUCGAGUUCAAGCACGUGGAGCUGUUCAAAGACUCGGUGCUGGGGAAGAAGCCGGCGGCGGGCAGCGGCGCGGAGCAGCCCCGUGCAGGGCCAUCAAAUAGUGAAGGUGCAGGCAAAGUCAGCCUCUUGAAGAAAGUACCAGCACUGAAGGAUGGAGACUUCACCCUUGCAGAAUGCACUGCCAUUCUGCUGUACCUGAGUCGAAAGUACAACACUCCUGACCACUGGUACCCCUCAGACAUCCAAAAACGGGCACGGGUCGAUGAGUACCUGUCCUGGCACCAUGCCAACAUCCGGGCUAAUGCUCCUAAAACCAUGUGGAUCAAGGUGUUGAUUCCCCUCUUCACAGGGCAGCCACUGCCCUCGGAGAAGCUCCAGGAGGUUAUGGAGGGGCUGUCCACUUCCCUGAAGCAAUUUGAGGAGAGGUUUCUGCAGGACAAGGCUUUUAUCAUUGGCAGUGAGAUCUCCCUGGCAGAUCUGGUGGCCAUUGUGGAACUGAUGCAACCUGUUGGAGUUGGUUGUGACAUCUUUGAAGACAGGCCCAGGCUGAGGGAGUGGCGCAGGCGGGUGGAGGAUGCUGUGGGAAAAGAGCUUUUUUUCCAAGCCCAUGAGAUGAUCCUCAAUAUCAAAGAACUGAGCAAUAUUCAAAUCGAUCCGCAGCUGAAAGAGCAACUGGCACCUGUGUUGAUGAAGAUGUUGAAAUGAAUUAACCUAUCUUAGCAUUUUUCCUGCCUCUUUUUUUCCCUUCUUAUUUUCUUCUCUGACAUCCAGUUCUACAUGUAACUGGAAAGAGCACUGUAAUUCUAACAGAGAAAUUGCUGAGUGUUCUGUCCCUGGGCCAGGUCUUUCUUGUAUCUUUGGGGGUGGAAGCUAGGGAAAGUUUAAGAUCUAAAAACAUUAAAUUCAUACAGAGGGCUGAGGCUCUACAGGUCACUCAACAAGCAUCUGGAUUUUGUUUCAGUGUCAGUCUUCUCAGAGAUGGUAGAGACAAGAACGGUAUUUCCUGACAGAAUUAAAGCCAGCUUAUAAACUGGGAAUGUUAAAGUACUGAAUAGGAUGAGGAUCAUUGUUUUCAAUUUUAAUAUUUGUACUGCAAAGUGUGCCUGAUCCUCAUCUUCCCAGCAUGUGUCUGCACAGACAAGCAGAGCCCAAAACUACUUCACAAAAGUGAAAAAAAGAAAUUUUAAAAGUUUCUUAUUGUUGGGGCAUCUUGCUUGGCUGUCCGUGUACAUUCCACACUUCUUUUUCCCUUGAAGUUCCUUUGAGAAAUUUCUUUGUAUUCAUCUGCAACUGUGAAUCUUUAUAAUUCUUCAGUUUAACUGCUGCUUUGGAUUUCUGAAAGCCUGGGUUCUCUUGGUGCUCUAUCUACCAAUACACAUUUGUGGCAGCUGUUCUUGGAGAUUCAUGCUGCUGGUGGACACAGCCUUGGAAUACCUGCCUACCUAAAAUACCAUGGUGAUGUUAUAUAGGGAGUACCCUGAAAGAAUGCAUUCACAGUGUUUUUGUGAAAGGGAAUAUAACAGUAAACAAAUUGGUUUUUUUCUAUGGCAAUACUGUAAUAGCAAUCCACAUUUCUCUUAGAAAAUGUGGAGGGAAUAAAUGCAGACAUGCUCUUCUGAGACUGUUUUGGAUGGAAGUUCACCAAGUAAGUCACCCUGUGCAGCUGAAGUAAUAAGAGAGGUUUUGUGGCAUUGAGCAACACAUGCAUCACAAUAAAAGGGCAAAGAGUUGUUUUGGA
Messenger RNA from Sturnus vulgaris (Common starling), 1845 nucleotides. RefSeq names its product glutathione S-transferase theta-1. Lineage: Eukaryota; Metazoa; Chordata; Aves; Passeriformes; Sturnidae. Gene Ontology annotation, cellular component: cytoplasm. Gene Ontology annotation, molecular function: glutathione transferase activity. Gene Ontology annotation, biological process: glutathione metabolic process. The record is from RefSeq and is a predicted model, not a curated record.